CUUCCUGAAAAUAGUUUACAUACAUUUUACACCUUUCUUCGUGCGCUUCGGACUCCUCGGCCUUUAGCGAAAGUGCGACUAGGGAAGAGCUGGGACGCGCGGGGCUCAGCGGAGGCGCGCUUGGGCUCUCGGCGACGACGACGACAACGACAAGGAGAGGGGACCGACGCGGCGCCUGAAGCAGCGACGGAGCCCAUGCCCCGGGACGGCGGGCGGGCCCGGAGAGACGAGUCCGGGGCCCGGGGCAUGUCCCCGGGGCCCCCGUGAAGAGGCGGCGGUGGCGAUGGAGAUCCCGCCGCAGGAGGCGCCGCCCGAGCCGGGCGCAGACGCCGAAGCCGUAGUCGAAGCUGAAGCUGAAGCCGACGCCGACACAGAGGAGGCCCCCGCCGAGGCUGGGCCUCCCAGCCCCGCGUCGCCCCCGGCCGACGGGCGCCUCAAGGCUGCAGCCAAGCGUGUUACAUUCCCGUCGGACGAGGAUAUCGUGUCUGGAGCGGUGGAGCCCAAAGACCCCUGGAGACAUGCCCAGAACGUGACGGUGGAGGAGGUGAUCGGCGCCUAUCGGCAGGCCUGCCAGAAACUCAGCUGCAGGCAGAUCCCCAAGCUGCUCCGGCAGCUGCAGGAGUUCACAGACCUCGAGCACCGCAUUGACUGCCUAGACCUGAAAGGGGAGAAGCUUGACUACAAGACCUGCGAGGCUCUGGAAGAGGUCUUCAAGAGGCUGCAGUUCAAGGUGGUGGACCUGGAACAGACGAACCUGGAUGAAGAUGGUGCCUCAGCCCUGUUCGACAUGAUCGAGUACUAUGAGUCGGCCACUCACCUCAACAUCUCCUUCAACAAGCACAUCGGCACGCGGGGUUGGCAGGCCGCUGCCCAUAUGAUGCGGAAGACCAGCUGCCUACAGUACCUGGAUGCCCGCAACACACCCCUGCUGGACCACUCCGCGCCCUUCGUGGCCCGUGCCCUGCGCAUCCGAAGCAGCCUGGCCGUGCUGCACCUGGAGAACGCCAGCCUAUCAGGACGGCCGCUCAUGCUGCUUGCCACGGCCCUGAAGAUGAACGUGAACCUGCGGGAGCUGUAUCUGGCCGACAACAAGCUCAAUGGCCUGCAGGACUCGGCGCAACUGGGCAACCUGCUCAAGUUCAACUGCUCCCUGCAGAUCCUGGACCUGCGCAACAACCACGUGUUGGACUCCGGCCUGGCCUACAUCUGCGAGGGCCUCAAGGAGCAGAGGAAGGGGCUGGUGACCCUGGUGCUGUGGAACAACCAGCUCACACACACAGGCAUGGCUUUCCUGGGCAUGACGCUGCCACAUACACAGAGCCUGGAGACGCUGAACCUGGGCCACAACCCCAUCGGGAACGAGGGCGUGCGCAACCUCAAGAACGGGCUCAUCGGCAACCGCAGCGUGCUGCGCCUGGGCCUGGCCUCCACCAAGCUCACCUGUGAGGGCGCGGUGGCAGUGGCGGAGUUCAUCGCCGAGAGCCCCCGCCUCCUGAGACUGGACCUGCGGGAAAACGAGAUCAAGACUGGCGGGCUCAUGGCGCUGUCCUUGGCUCUCAAGGUGAACCACUCCCUGCUGCGCCUAGACCUUGACCGGGAACCCAAGAAGGAGGCGGUGAAGAGCUUCAUAGAGACGCAGAAGGCGCUACUGGCCGAGAUACAAAACGGCUGCAAGCGCAACUUCGUGCUGGUGCGGGAGCGGGAGGAGAAGGAGCAGCAGCUGCAGCUGUCGACCUCCAUGCCCGAGAUCACCGUCACUGCGCCACAGCCCCUGGAGUCUGGGGAUGCGCCCCCUGCUGCAGCUCAGAAUGGGGCCCCCAGCCCGGGGCUCGGCCCGGACUCGGACUCGGACUCGGUCUCGGACGGGGAGGAAGAGGAGGAGGAGGAGGAUGGGCAGAGGAAAGAUACCAGCAGUGGCCAGAGUCCCUCGGUGCCCUGUCCUGCCCUGGUGCCCCCUACAGACUCUCUCGGCCCUGGGGACAGGAGCCCUCCAGGCAGCCCCUCCUCUCCUACCGAGCAACGGAUUUCCGUAUCCAGCCCAGGCCGGGGUCACAAGGUGUUUGUGGUGACCCGAGUGGAGAGUCCACCUGAGAGGGCAGAGCCCCCUGCCCCCUCCAGCCUCGACUCCCCUCCCUCCCCACUCCUGCUCCCCACCCCGGUCCUCCCAACAGCCGAGGCCACUGGCACCCAGGAUCCGGGGUCACCUCAGCCAGAGUCACCUCAGCCAGGCCCACCUCUGCCCAACGGCCUGAAGCCCGAGUUUGCUCUUGCACUGCCCCCAGAGCCACCGCCAGGGCCUGAGGUCAAGGGAGGCAGCUGUGGCCUGGAGCACGAGCUGCACUGCCCGCAAGAUGAGAAGGCACUGGAGGAGCUGCUUCUGGAGGCCAGUCAGGAGGCGGCGCAGGAGACACUGUGACACUUUCCUUUUUCCGGUUGGUCUUGGAUGAGCUGAGGCCAGAGCCAUGAGAACCUGCUCGCCCUCACCCCAGCCCUCCGGAGCCCAGGAUGCCAGGCUGGGGCACCGAGGACCCUCCCCAGGAACACUACAGCCGCAAGGCUGCGGCAUCUAUUUAUGUCUGACAUUCGAAAA
Molecule: messenger RNA, 2590 nt
Organism: Cavia porcellus (domestic guinea pig)
Lineage: Eukaryota; Metazoa; Chordata; Mammalia; Rodentia; Caviidae
Gene: Ppp1r37
Product: protein phosphatase 1 regulatory subunit 37
Exons: 13
Coding region: 284-2416 (710 amino acids)
Biological process (GO): cell migration; regulation of Arp2/3 complex-mediated actin nucleation
Cellular component (GO): lamellipodium; plasma membrane
Molecular function (GO): protein binding
Source: RefSeq, a predicted model, not a curated record